Doryrhamphus excisus (bluestripe pipefish) is the source of this 4935-nucleotide messenger RNA. It is a transcript of the gene ecel1, whose product is annotated as endothelin converting enzyme-like 1. Gene Ontology annotation, biological process: protein processing. Gene Ontology annotation, cellular component: plasma membrane. Lineage: Eukaryota; Metazoa; Chordata; Actinopteri; Syngnathiformes; Syngnathidae. The record is from RefSeq and is a predicted model, not a curated record. Gene Ontology annotation, molecular function: metalloendopeptidase activity.
CAAAACAAUCCUAACCAAUAUAAAAUGUUCAUUGGCGCAACAUGAACUCCUUCAGAAGGACAGAAAUACAAAAAUACGAACGGAUCAUUAAGAGAGUCGAGACUCGGGAGGCUGUGGGCUGCAGCCGCGGCAGUAAGUGGUGCACAUCACGGUGUGUGUGCAGAUCUCCGGAGGGAACCGGACCGUCUAUUCGGGACUUCCACUGGAGAGCUCACUGCUGAGUCUUCUUCUCUUCAACGACUACGGCACUUUUUAACUUCCCAUCGAGUAUUUUCAUUCACUCUCCACAGACUUGGGAGGCUGCAGGCUCGGCAGCGGCGGCAGAAAGUGUUGGCCAUCCCGGCGUGUAUGAAGAUUUCUGAAAGGAACCGCAAUCAUCUACUUAGACUUCCGCUGGAUAGCUCAGUCGUCUACGGCACUUUUACCUUGUUUGGAUAUAUGUACUCAUCAUAGGUGACCUGGAACUGGUUGGAUGGGAAGAUAUAAGGGGAAUAAAUUGAAUGGGAGCAGAGAGAAAGAGGAUGAGUGAGAUAGCAAGCGACACCCAGGAGAUUCCUCAUACAGAAUGGAAGUCCUCAUCCCGCCACCUCACCAUUUGAAAGAAACAAAGGCAACAUAGCCGCAAGAAGGCUGUGUCAUCUGUGUGUUGCCCUCUUGUUUAUCUCCGUAAGAGUCAUGGUUUUUAAUCUGACCACAAAAAUAAAUCUUUAAUCCCUCCACCCCCCGCCGGCGUCUACUAUUGACAUCUAAAUCACAACAUCCCAUUGUCAUGGAGAAGACAUAUUCACUCACCGCCCACUAUGAUGAGUUCCAGGAAGUGAAAUACGGCGGACGCUAUAGUAGUGACAUCCUCAGUAAUGGCAUGACCCUUCAUUUGGGCGGCAGUCUGGACCGACAUAUGGGGCGUGGUCGAGGAGGGACCUUGCCCAAUGGUCGCCACAAAGACGCAAGCAACACAAGCAACGGCGGCGGUCUCCCUCGAUGGAGCCGGAGAGAGAUUUGCCUCCUUUCGGCUUUGGUCUUUGCAGCGGGCAUGUGUGUGAUUUUGGCAAGUAUGCUGGCACUAAAAUAUAUUUCCUUGGAGGCGCAGCAGGACCCACAGUGCAGGCAAGACUGCCAGCGAAGACGCUCACUGUUGCGGGCUGCACGCUUCGUCCAGGCCAAUAUUGACCCGACCAUCCAGCCCUGCCAGGACUUUUACUCCUUUGCCUGUGGAGGCUGGUUGAGGCGUCACGCCAUCCCAGAAGACAAACUCAGCUAUGGCAUCAUCACAGCUAUUGGGGAGCACAACGAAGAGAAGCUACAUCGUAUCCUGCUGGAGCCGAUUCGCAGGCGUGAGCCCAAUUCGGCAGAGCGCAAGGUCAAGGAAUUUUAUAGAUCUUGUGUCAACAUCCAAGAGAUUGACAAGCUGGGCUCUGACCCCAUGACAGAGGUAAUAGACAGCUGUGGUGGGUGGGAUCUGGUUGGGGCACCCCCUGGUGCUGCUGGCUGGGAGAAAGAGGGGGCCCCACAGAGGCCGGACUUCAAUGAGCUGCUGUAUAGGACUCAGGGGGUGUACAGCACUGCUGUCUUCUUCUCGCUCACAGUCAACGUGGAUGACAAAAACUCCUCUCGGAACGCCAUCAGGAUUGAUCAGGAGGGACUCACGCUGCCCGAGAGGAGCCUCUACUUGGGUGAGGAUGAGGACAGUGUGAAGAUCUUGGCGGCAUACAAGGCCCUGAUGGAGCGUUUGCUGAGCAUGCUGGGAGCUCACAACGCUACACAAAAGUCCAAGGAGAUUAUACAGUUGGAGACCCGUCUUGCCAAUAUCACUGUGUCAGAAUAUGAUGACCAAAGAAAGGACGUCAGCACGAUGUAUAACCGCAUUACACUCAGGCAACUGCAGCGCAUCGCUCCUGGUCUUCACUGGAAACGCCUGCUGGAUAGAAUUUUCCAUGACAACUUCUCUGAAGACGAAGAGAUCGUGGUGCUUGCGACUGAUUACAUCCAAAAAGUGUCUGACAUCAUCAAGACCACAUCGAAAAGGGUUCUCCAUAACUACAUGUUGUGGCGUAUUGUGGCAGCGCUAAGUGAGCAUCUGUCCACCGCCUUCAGAAGCACCAUUCAUGAGUUUUCUCGGGAAAUUGAUGGCACUGAGCAGCAGCUGGAACUUGGCAGACUGUGUCUCACACAGGCCAACAAACACUUUGGCAUGGCCCUGGGAGCUCUCUUUGUACAGGAGCACUUCUCCUCACAGAGCAAGGCAAAGGUGCAAGAGCUAGUGGAGGACAUAAAGCAUGCCCUGGACCUCCGGCUGCAGGAGCUUGACUGGAUGGAUGAAGUCACCAAGGAGGCAGCCAGAGCAAAGCUCAAGUACAUGAUGGUCAUGACAGGAUACCCGGACUUCCUGCUCAAACCUGAGCUCAUAGAUCGAGAAUACGAGUUCGACGUGGAUGAGAAAACCUACUUCAAGAACAUCCUUAACAGCAUUAAAUUCAACAUUAAGCUCUCAGUCAAAAAGAUUCACGAAGAAGUGGACAAGACAGCGUGGCUUCUCCCCCCACAGGCCCUAAAUGCGUACUACCUUCCUAACAAGAACCAAAUGGUUUUCCCAGCCGGCAUCCUUCAGCCUACCUUGUACAACCCUGAGUUCCCACAAUCUUUGAAUUAUGGCGGAAUAGGAGCAAUCAUUGGCCAUGAACUGACCCAUGGAUAUGAUGACUGGGGAGGCCAGUAUGAUCGCCACGGCAACCUCAAACAAUGGUGGACCGAGGACAGUUACAGAAAGUUCCAGAAGAAGGCCGAAUGCAUUGUUAAGCUUUACAACAAUUUCACCGUUUACAAUCAGAGGGUGAAUGGUCGUCUGACACUCGGGGAGAACAUAGCAGACAUGGGCGGACUCAAGCUAUCAUACUACGCAUAUCAGAAGUGGGUGAGGGAACACGGCCCUGAGAGGCCCCUCCCAGGCCUCAAAUACACACAUGAACAGCUCUUCUUCAUCGCCUUUGCACAGAACUGGUGUAUGAAGAGAAGAUCUCAGUCGAUCUACUUGCAGUUGUUAACUGAUAAACACGCACCAGAACACUACAGAGUGAUUGGCAGCGUUUCCCAAUUCAACGAGUUUGCCCGUGUUUACCACUGUGGGAAAGGUUCCCCCAUGAACCCUGAUGAAAAAUGUUCUGUAUGGUAACAUCACUCCGGAUGCUGAAUCUGCUGAAGUCUGUCCUACAACUCACUUUCAUAAAUCGUAAAUCAUACUCAUCCUUUCACCUUUUGAAAUAAAAUGUAAGACAAUAGAGACGUUCAUCCAUACAAAGCAUUGUCGACUAACCAGGUCCAUGACACAUAUGAUCAACUAUAUAUAUUUUUCUAUGUUUAAAUUUAUUUUCAAAUCAUCUAUUUUUGUAUUACAGCAAAUAUAUGAGGUUAUUUGAUUCAUGAGCUAUUUGGAUUUUUUUUUUACAUAGUAAGUUCCAAUGACUAACCAAUUUUUUUUCAAUAGUUGAUCAACCAGGAAAUUCCAAGUUAACCAGAAGAAGUAGAAGGUCCGACAGCAGCUGACAUUUCAGUCAGUUUGAGGUUUUAAAACAAAGAAAUGGUAGCAUUGAUUUUUGUAAAAACGUUGCCUCUGUCUCGGUAUUGUGAUUAGGGCUGUUGUAUUGUUUGCCUGCAUUGUUCUCUCCGUAUUGUAUUUGUACUUUUUUAAAAGCCGUCAAGUACGGGUUUUGUGUUUUGGUUUUUUGGUGAAAGGCUCAUGGAUGGUUUUUCCCUCAGGAAGUUCGGUGCCAGAAGAAGGAUACCUUCUUUAUGUGGCCUCGUCACGUGACAGCUAAAGAAAAAAAUACAAGGUAUAUUGGUAAAGGAACCUCAAGAUACGCUUUCAUACAUUUCACAGUCAAUUCCCCAAAUACAGUGGAAGCCGUUUAUGUCGACUAACCCGGGACUAACUGACAACUUAAGCGGUUGUUGACAUAACAAAGUGAAACUAACCCUUGCUUGCACAUUUAGAGACAUGAGGAGAAUGGAUGAUAAUAAAGGUUUUUCCGUUAUUUUGUAUAUUUAUUUUGAUUUGUGUGUUUUCAUAUGAUAUUUUAUACUCCAAUCUGCUGUGGUAACUUUGUUGUAUGCCUUGAUGACUCCAAUGACAAUAAAGCUUUCAUACAUGCGCAAACAAGUAGUAAUACUUUUUGAUUGGAGACCACUACCAGUUACUGUUUACUAAUAACAAUUAUAUUUUGCCAGUUUUUUUAAAAUCCAAUACUUAUAACAUUUACUUUUUGGCCUCUUUUUUAUUCCAGACACAACAAUGGUCAUUUCUGCGAGGUAAAAUCGCUUAUUUAUGAAUUAUAUAUUUUUGUAGUUAGAGCAUGGAACACCAGUUUACGAACUUUUCAAUAUGGCUUUUAACAUGAGAGCCCUCAAGACAUGAAACAACACCCAUAUAGUCUUUACACUCACAUUAUGCAAUGUAGUAGACAUAAUAAUUGAAAAUAUGAUAUAUUUUUUAUGUCGAUUUUUCAUUUUUGGCUUUGGUUUUUAUCUAUAUAGAAUUGUCGACUUAAGCGAAUUCCACUGUAAGAAAAUACUCAAGUAUAUAUACUAAAGCGAGUGUGGGUGGAGAGAAAUUUGUGCAUUUGUACGGUGUUAUUUUUCAAACGUGAUUUUGUAUGUGAAUGAGAUUUUGAUGAGACAGCAUGUUCCCUUCAAUCGACCCAAAGUUCUAACAACUGCUACAUAAAACCCGACUGUACAGCUGCUAGCUCACGUGUGGCCGCUAUUGUUUUACUAUCUGUGGUCGCCGUUCAGUGUUUGAAUAAAUACAAACAAAUCCCUGUGUGGGUGGGGGUCAUUAUCAGUGUGUUAGCAGGGUGUGUGCUGACUGUCUUGAUCCCCCGCAAUGAUCCAUCUCUGUAUCACGUACACCUAAACCUGAUGGUGGAUCUCUAUCAGGCACUA